ACAAUUUUCCUUUGAGGCGAUAGUUCGUCGACCGCGCAGUAUCGGAGUAAGAUCGCUGUAGAAGAAGAUUAUUCAACCAAAUGGAUCCAUCAAAACUGGCAGUGUUGUCCAGUGAGUACCCUGAUCAGGUACUCGCUGCUGGGAAGAUAACCUUCGGCGAGGAGGGCCGACGUCGGUUGCAGAAGGCUAAAAGGCAGGAGCAGCAUGACAGAAUUAUAAUGGCGGCAGUUGCUCUGCUGAACUCUGGGGGUGGGAUUAUCUCUGCAGAAAUUGAGAAUCAUGAAUACAGCUAUGCCAAAAAUGGUAUAGGGCAAGAUUUAGAAAGUACUUUGAAAGACUUAGUUAAUCCCUCAACUAUUGAAGAUUAUUUUGAGUUCUUACAAAAGGGUGCAAUUUUGCAGGUUUUUGUAAAAUCUUGGAAUUCUGUUGGUCAUCGGCCACGGCUUUGUUGUGUGGACACGGGUCUCCGAGAAAGAUCUGGAUCAUCUACUUCAACUAUUGAAUCCAACGCGUUAGAAAAAUUUUUAUGGAAAAAGACACUGGCACAGUGCCGGGAAGAAGGUCCUGCCCCAAAGAGACGCCGCAUGAUAUCUGGCAAUAAUGGAAUAAAAAAAUCUGCCCAGGAGCUGUAUGCAAGACAGGAGGUUCAGCUUGGAGAAGUUUUGUCAUUUGGUGAAAGUGUUAAUGUUGAAUUAAAACAAUUUGGAUCUGAAAACAUGAUUAAAAGAUUAGAAGAAAUUGUUCCAAAAUAUGUAAGUGCCUUUGCAAACACAGAUGGAGGAUAUAUGUUUAUUGGUGUUGAUGACAAAACAAAAAAAGUCGUGGGAUGCGGCAGGAAUUUGGACUGCAGUCUCAUAGAGACCAAAAUUGGAAAGAUGUGGCGCAAGGUCAUUUUAGUUCAUACUUCGCAGUGUACCCAGGAAAAUGACUGGUCUGUGGAGGUACGCAUCCUCAAGGUUCUUGAGGAAGGAGCCACUUCUCAGCUUCAUGUUGUGGCCAUACAUAUUCCAGUGUUCUGCUGUGCCAUUUUUGAAAACCAUCCCGAAUCCUGGGAAAUUGAAAAUGACAAGGUGUGCCCGAUAAAGGCCGGAGUUUGGCUGGAGAAGAUGCACCUUACCGAUCCAGAUAAAGAGCUUUGCUCCCAAUUUGAUAAUAUCCUAAGUCUGGGGGCUGCUCCACCAAGGUGUAAGCCAGUGUAUGGUAUCAAAGAUGCCCAUCUGAGUGAACUGCAGCAGAACCUGUUUCCUGUCCAUCCGGAGAUCAUAACAACUGGACCUGAUCCGCUGAAGGAACGCCUAUUUCAAAAGUAUCCAAAGCUUGAAAACCUGGUGAAGCUGCAGUCUGGUGGAGGAACCCUAAUUUUCUCCAAUAGCUGGGCAGUUGACAUAAACCGACCAGGGAACCAGGAAGUCUUGUGUGAAGCCUUGCUGGUUUCAGAGCAGAGCACACCUUCACUUUACUGUGUGGUGAAGAAUGAAAGCCAAGCUCUGCGGGAAUAUUCCAGGGAUGUUGCAUUUCACCUAAAGCAGCAGCUGGUGAAUCUAGGAGGUUAUCUGGAAUGGGUUUGCAUAAUCCCACAGCUGGUGGACUGUGAGACUGGAAAACCAAUCUUGACUAAGUGGGGCAGCCUUGAAUCCAUGCCGGAGCCUCGCUAUCCUGAUUGCUACAAGCUGAGCAACAUGAAGACAGUAAAAGCCUUGCUGCAAGCACUGGUGAUUGUGGUGAUGAGCUUCACCUCAGCUCUGAGCAGUAUGCUGGGGUCAGAGUUCUUGAACUUGCUCACAGCUGAGCAGUUUUGCAUCAUUCAGGAAAAAUAUGACUUUGAAGAUAUGAGAGAAUUGUUUGUUCAUGGCUACCCUGGAGCUGGGAAAACUGUCAUUGCAACCUUAUUGAUGAGAAGAAUUAAAAACAAACUUGGAUGUGAAACAAGUAAUAUCCUUUAUAUCUGUGAGAAUGUACCCCUGAAAAAAUUCAUAGAGAAUUUAAAUAUUUGUCAAAGUGUGACACGGAAAACAUUUAUGAGAUGGAACUUUCCAGAAGUGAAGCAUGUAAUUGUUGAUGAAGCUCAGAACUUUCGUCGGGAAGAUGGAGACUGGUAUAAGAAAGCCAAAGAUAUGGUGGAGCAACAGAGAGGUGUGUUUUGGGUUUUCCUGGACUAUUUUCAGCAGAGUCACUCACUGCCUAGUGGACUACCAUUACCCUCGAAACAGCCCAAUAAGAUCAUCUUGAGAGAGUCUCUGAGGAACAGUGUGGCAAUUCACAGUGCAGUUUGUGAAGUACUUAACAGAAUUCGAGAGGCUGAAUUUACAAGAGCACAAGGUGAAGAGAUACAGAAACACUUGGAAAAGAUGACGAGGGAGAAACAUUGCAUGCACGCUUUCCAAGGUUACUUUGAGGAGAGAUCAGUAGCUCCACAAUAUGUUCAUUCUGAACUCAUUUCAACUGUAAAAAGGCUCCUGAGCAAAGGGAAUUCUCCAAAUGAUAUUGCUGUUCUCUGCUCAACUUUGGAGGAGGUUCCAAAAAUUUGUACAGAAUUUGGGGAUAAGCUGAAGCACUACCCCUGUACCGCAGAGACAAUUGAUGGAAAUGUGAUUGUGGUUGACUCGGUUCGCAGGUUUUCUGGUCUGGAGAGGAAUAUCAUUAUUUUGAUCAAUCCCAGCAUCCAUCCAUUUCACCAAAACAGAGCGUUCCAUUUUUUGGUUUCAGCCAUGUCCAGAGCCAGAACACAGCUGUAUGUGCUGUGUGUACAGGCAGAUGGAGCAAAAGGAAAUAGCUCUCACAAAAGACGGGAGAGCUGAGCCCUUUGUUUCCACCAGUUCUGGGCUUCAGUGUAAGCCUAUAUAUGCAAUCUGUAUACUCAUCCCCAUAGAGAUAUAUAGUUAAGUGCAACUUCCAAGAUUUGUACCAGACAUCCUAGUACAAAGGCUCUAUGUGUGAUUAUCAAGGCUUUGACUCAUAAGUGGACCAUAUCUGAAAUGUAGAAAUGUCUCUGACCAUACAUGCCUCCUGCUUGGACCCAUAACCCGUUCCAGUGGAUGGGCAUUUUUUAAAAAUUGUAAAUUUAAUAAAAGAUAAACCUUAUGAAAAUAUAAACAAAAUAAAAAUCCACCAAGAGAUGGAGCAGGGGUGUCCUUAUUAGGGUCUUUCCCUGCUCCAUUACAAUACCCUGCUCUAUAAAGGGGUAAAUCAUGGUAAGGUGCAUAAAUAGAUAACUCCAUUAAUGUUGAAGGAACUUACAUGAGGCUUGUGUACAGAACUGACAUUUCAAGUUGGUUUUGACAAAGGCAUUGGUUAGAUAAAUGUAAAUCUGGGCUGUUUGUGUUGACAUGAUGAAAAGUGUGAAAACUAAUCUUGCAUGUUAAGUGUAGUAUAAAUUUCCUUACCAUUUUAACAUUACAUUGGAUAUAAACUGUGGCAGCAGUUUGCUUUCGGGAAUUUCUUGCCCACUUGGACAUUCUGUUUAAAUCACGUCAGCUGCAGUACACUUGUACGUCCCUUUCACAGUAGGCAAAUCUACUAUCGAAAAUAGUCUUGUAUUACUGCAUCUCUGUUGCCCUGCAACGCACUUGGUCUGCCCAGAGUGUACCCUGACUAGCCCGGUGCCCAGCGAUUCCAGGAUAGGCUCCAGACCACUGUGAACCUGACAAAGCUGAGUUAGUAGGUAUGAGCGAGCACCUCUUCUGUAUAAGGAAACUUUUUGUGAAUAAUGCACUCCAUUGUCGAGAAGACUGUAUCCAAACACCUGCUUCAGUCACAACUACACGGAUAGCGAUGCUUACGAGACUUGACAAUACUGUCAACUAAUCUGAUUAGUUUUUAAAAAUAAAUCUUGGAAUUUUAAUGUGUAUGAUUUGAUUUGUAUCAUUUUCCAACAAGUAUUGGUCCACUGGGAAUAGAUUAUACAUUUCUCAUGAGAAAUAAAUGAUACAUAUUCCUUAAUCUUCUAUCCAGACACUUGCCCUUUGGAUAGAUUUUCAGGAACAAAUAAUGUUUGAUAUUGGGGAUGAGUAUAUUCAGCAUUAGCUGUCUAUGCUCUUCAGACAGUUGAUAGUGGUUAAUUUUUUUUUUUUUGGAUUAGGAACACAUUUUGACUAACAAUCUAGGGCCAGACCUGAGUCAUUUUCUAGACUUUACACUUAUGAAUAGGAGCAGUCUGCACACAUUUGUGUUGAAUUAUAUGAAAAGUAGGAAGAGGAGUAACUGUUCUGAAUACUUUUUGUGAAUUUCUCCACAGCAGUCUGAGCUAAUUUUCAAGAACAGUCAGUCUCCUUGCGAUAUGUAAACGAUGCCUACCCACCCCUGCAGAGCAUCUGAUUUUAACACAUUUAUGGGACAUUCGGGAAUGUCUGGGGGAGAGUUGACUAAGAAUUCUGUGCAAUACUGGCAUUUUAAUCAUUCUAACUCCACAGUCCAAUGCAAUAAGUUUAUUUGUACUCAGAGCUGAGUAGUGGCUCUAAAGUAAAUUCAGCUUCUCAGUUCAUUUGAGAAAAACUACAAACUAUUACUUUGUCACCCAUGUAUUUCUCAAGUACUGCAUUUAGUGAAUUGUUGUAGGGACCAGUGUCAUUACAUUGCAGUUGCAGCAAGGACAGCUGCUGCGCUCACUGUUGAAUGCAAAGUCAUCCUUUGGCCAGAGAACUUCACUAACACCCAUUUGCUUCUCAAAAUGGGUAUGUGAACUGAAUGUAUUAAGUCUGUGGCUUUGUAUGAAAACAUUAUUUCUGAAAGCACUAAUUAUGUAAAUUUCAAGGUCAUCUGCAGCACAGCAGCUGUAAUGUGGGUAGAGAGCUGCUAUUACUCUGGGGAGCAACUCCCUCUUGAGUGUGUCAGUGAACACCCACCUUCAGCACACCAAACAGUUCUGAAAUCAAGUCCAGCUUGAUGUCACAAUUUGCAGUCAUAACUGUUCUAUGCAUAUGUCAAAGAUAUGUAUAGCAUCAUGAUUCAAGCCUGCCUGUAUGUUUCUUGCCAUUUUGAUUAAAUCAUCUUCUGAAGCUUCUUUCAGCCUCUGCUACAAACCAUCCCCUACAAAUAGAUUAGUUCUUUCACUCAUUUACCUUAUAACAGAACCCUGACAAACACAAAAGGAAUCAUUUUAUCCCUUUAGUGUACUGUGUACAGAGAAAGGUGCUUGUCAUUCCCCUCUCUGUAACAUGUCAGAAAGGCUACUUUCAACUCUACAGCCAUGGAACUCUCAAGUGGGCAGUUCAGCAAAGUUUAGGAGACCAGCUAGUUGCCUAUAAAUGCCUUUAAGGUCUCCCCAGGAGACAACUAUAAAUGGUAAACUAUCUUGAUAUCAGCUCUCUAUUCUGACACCUAAACUGGACUGAACUAGAAGCAACACUGUAGAACUAGCACCCUCUGGACCCUUAGGCUUUUAGUUGUGUUUUUCUGUAAAGGCACUUAAACAAGUGAGGCAACAUGGACAGUUUAUUAAUUUUACAAAAUAGACAGUAAAAAAGUUCCUGUCCUAUGGAAUGUGCCUGUGGAAGGAGUAUCAUGGGAAUCCUUUUGUUAAGAGAAACCUGGACUGGGGCCACUUCUAAUCAAA
Molecule: messenger RNA, 5551 nt
Organism: Scleropages formosus (Asian bonytongue)
Lineage: Eukaryota; Metazoa; Chordata; Actinopteri; Osteoglossiformes; Osteoglossidae
Product: schlafen family member 9-like
Exons: 5
Coding region: 81-2798 (905 amino acids)
Source: RefSeq, a predicted model, not a curated record